AUGCAUUGUCUGUCUCCCAAGAUGGUUUGUGAGACCAAGAUUGUGGCGGAAGAUCAUGAAUCAAUCCCGGGAUCCAAAAAAGACACGAUCAUUGUUUCCUCCUCCCAGAUGUGGCCCUCUUUGGCGGGCUCCCCUCCCUCACCCCCACCUCCCCUCACCCCACCAAAAGAAGACCCCAGGCGCGACAAUGUCUAUAUCCGCGAAUUCCACCCCUCUGAACAGGAGGUGGUGCGCCGCAUCUUUUACGAGGGGAUCAUGGAGCGAAUCCCCAACACGGCGUUCAGGGGGCUGAAGCAGCAGCCCCUCACUCAGCUGCUCUACGGGCUGCUGGCGGUAAUGUGCUUUGUUGUGACCAAGUCCUUCCUGCUGACCUGCUGUUUGCCCAUCUUUCUGAUGGGCAUGAGGUACUACUUCAGUAGAAAAGUUAUCCUGCACUAUCUCGAUUGUGCGCUGCACACGGACAUGUCCGAUAUUGAGCAAUAUUACAUGAAACCGCCAGGCUCCUGCUUCUGGGUGGCCGUCCUGGACGGCAACGUGGUGGGGAUCGUGGCAGCGCGGGGCAAUGAGGAGGACAACACGGUGGAGCUCCGGCGCAUGUCCGUGGAUUCCAACUACCGCGGCAAAGGCAUCGCCAAGGCCCUGGGCCGCAAGGUGCUGGAGUUCGCCAUGCUCAACAACUACUCCUCUGUCGUGCUGGGAACCACGGCCGUGAAGAUGGCAGCCCACAAGCUCUACGAGUCCUUGGGCUUCAAGCACGUGGGUGUCGUUGAACAUUACGCCCUGCCAGGGAUGACGCGCUCCUUACUGGAGAGAAUGUUUUUCCAGGUCCGCUACCACCGCUACCGCCUGCAGCUGCGGGAAGAAUAAAAAAAACCCCCACCAACCAAAACAAAAAAAAAAAAGUAUUUUUUCCCCCCUUUCUCCCCCUUCAAAAAUAAUAAAUUAUCCUUCUAUUUCUCAUCACCAUUGAUUUGCCAAUUUUGGGUUAGAGUUUUUGUACCCUCACAUCACGUUUUGGUUUGCUCCGUUCAGCUCAAUGGGCCAGCUGAGCAGCGCCCCUUCCUCGCAUGCUGUAGGUGGUGGUGCUGGGAGCCCUGCAACCCAGCGGGGCAGAGCGGAGCAGCGGCCUCUCCUUCCCAGGUACCUCUGUAAAGCACAGAAACUUACUGCAAAAUAGUACAACUGCUCUGGUGUACAUAGUCCUCUCCUUUUCCAGGUGUAACAUAACAUAGUGAUGCAUUCAUAAUAGUGCAGAAAUAUUACUUGAAUGCAGUUUUCAGUAUUUCACGCACCAGUAAGUAGAAUAUGCAUUCCUCUUACCGUAACCUACUGGUUAAUAGUUGUCAGAGAAAAGGCGGGGGGUGCACCCUGCCCCUCCGCCCCAACCCGCUUGCUACAAUGCAUGAAGAGGGAAGCGCACGCACUCAAACACAUCGCACUGCCACCACGGCACUGGUGUUGCACUUUUUUUGGAUGUGCCUCAUUCUGCCAAAUGUCUGAGAGACCCCGGGUGCAUCCGGUAACCACGACUCCGCUCCAGCUCCCCCUCCUUCCUAAGCCAGCACAGACUCGGACCGGCUGAACUGAGCCCCAUUGUACCAUAGUGUGAAGUUAAGAUCAAACCUAAGCAUCCCCUGCGCUGUUCCGUAGCCACACGUAACCUGCAGUCCUGGGCCAGACUCCGCAUGUGCGUUGGACUUUCUCUUUGCUGCCUUUUGGGGUUUUUUUUUUGUUUGUUUUCAUCUUAUUUUUAAGGGUUAUUUUUUUGUUGUUGUUAUUUUUAGUUUUGGCUUUUGCUGAAUGGUGUCGUUGAGGUGUAAUGGAGGCUGCAGUUCCUAUGGCAACACAUUUGCACAUUAAUGUGCACGCCAAAUCUCACCACUUCAGAGAAGCAACGUGUGACAGAUAAUAGCAUUUUGGGGAGCACCAGGGUGGGGGGGAGCGUACUUAUUAUCUUAACCAGCUGCUUGUUUGAUAAAUGUAGAUGGCCUCACUGCAGCCUUCCAUCAAAGGUAAUUAACUGCUUUAAUGAUGUCAGAUUUGUGAAUUGUACAAUGCAAAAAGCAAUGCAAAGCAGAUUCGGCAUGUGUCUGUACCCGGUAUGUAUGUACAGUGCCUGCCAACUAAAGAAUAACCAAGACUACAGCUUCUUCUAGCCUGAGAUAUCAACUUUUAUAACUUAUUUAAACAAAUAGCAACUUUGCAUGAAUUACAUCUUGGGGACAAAGAAGACUGAUAGGUUUUAAUUUUUAAAGCGUGGUAUCAGAGGUAUUACAGAAAACCAUUUCUGGCUGCACUUAAUUUUGGGCGGGUAGAGGGGUUUGGCUCUGCUAAUACAUGUAAAGGGAAAACCCCUUUAUUUACUGGGAAAAACAAUUGUAAUUUUAUGAAGUAUUAUGUGUGUGGUGAGGGGGGAACCCCCCCGCCUCACUGCGCUGAAGUUGGUGAAGGGGUAGAGCAUAUGUUAACCACGCUUGCAAAUAGAAUGGAAGAGUCAGCAGGAGAGCUGCAGAAGGAAGGAGCCUUGGGGUGUGGGGAGAGGACAGGAGCCCUGGGGCAGAUGGGGGGACAGACAGCACAGACCUUGGACAUGGGGUGCUGUCUGUCCCACUCCUACCAGGAGCUGCCCUUUUCUCUCCAGCCAGAAGCUUUCCCAGCACUGAGAUGUGGCUGGUGAUGCUGAUAGGGGGCAGGGGGCUCAGCCCAUCCCUGCGAGGGCCAUGGGCCAGGCACUGGUGCUGGGGAUGGAGGAGCUGUUUGGCACAACCCCAGCUGUCCUCUCAUUGCUUGGCUUGGGCUCAGUCCAGCCUGUGAGGAGUCGGAGGGGCAGAGUCCCAGCAUGUUCCAGCAAUAAGGGGGGUAAUGAGGAUGGUGAAGGACACUGUAGCAAGAGACCAUGAGUUUAAUUAACAAAAUUUCUCUAUGGGGCACUAUAUUUUUAAAAGUCUUUCUAUGCUGUACAUUUCUCCUGAAGCUGAAAUAAUGUACUGUUGGUAGGGGUUCUUGUAUAGUGUACAGAAAUCGGCAGAAUAUUUUCUUGCUGCAUUCAGUGAUUUAUUAAGCAAAGUAAAACAGACAAAUAUGAAGUGUUAGCAAAAGUUGAAAGAAAAAACACAAAAGUUUGUGCCUUUUUUAGUUUAUUUUUCUGUUGCUAUAUAAUCACUGCACUAAAACCUUUCCAGAGGGGUAAAAAAAAACAAAAAGCAAAAACUAGUCUCUUAAUAAGGGAGGAAUAUGUAAAGUCUAAAUUGAACAUUAACUUUUUUUAUUAGGCUAUUUAAUUAAACUAAUGUUGCUGGUUUUAUUUGAUACCUGUGCCUUUGAAAUAAAACUCCACAUCCUGUCAGAAAAUCCAAACCUGGAAUAAAUCCCACCAGAUUCCACAGACACAGAAGUACCAUCAGGUUUACCAGUAUUUUCUUCUAAAAUGUGUAAACUUUACCUGAUGAUAUUACAGUAUCUGAUUGUAAUACCUGUUGAGUUUCCUGGGGAAGAGGUGCUUUGGGAAGGUGUGGCUUUGGGGGUGCUGUCUGCAUUCCUCCCCAGCACAUGGAAAUGCACUGAUAAGGAUUGAGUUGUUGCCACUUGGCCGGUAGCUGCCAAGAAAAUUUAUUCCCUUAAUGCUUCUGCCAGUUGCUUUGUGACCAGGCUUUUUGGAAGAAAUCCAGCUGGUUGCUCCCAGCUCUCCAGCCAGGACAGCUUGUCUCUGAAGGAAAGGGCUGGCUGCCAAAUAGGCUGGGAUUUGCUCUCCUUGGAAGAUGGUGCAGGCUGCCAGAGCUGCAUCCCUGGUGGAAGCAGUGGGACAGGGGUGCUGCCGAGGUUGGGCUUAAAAGCACCACAUGAUACUGUUGUUCUGUCUGCAUUCAUGGGAAGUUUCCCUAAAUGCCAUAGCUCAGGCACAGCUCUGGGGUCGGGGGUGCUGGCUUCUGCCCAUGCCAGGCUCACCUGCUGCCAGGGAAGUGUGUGGGCAGACCACAGUGCUGCUCACAGGGUGACACGGUGAGGUUGAGCUGCCUUUGGCAGAUCUAUCCCUCUGCUCUGCACCUUUCAGGGUGCACUGGUUUAAACAAAGUGCUUGGAAAAGAUCAGCACAGCCCUUUCUCUGGCCCUGAGCAUCAUCUCCUGACUCUCCCCAUCCCAGCUCAGGGCUGGGUGGGUGAGGAGCAGCACAAGGUGGUUGUGGGAUUGGUCCCAAGCAGAUGAGGUGCUGAUCUGGAACUGCUGCCAGUCCUUGACUCUUGAUUCCAACAGAGACCCACAUCAGUGUGAGAUGGGAGGGGAUUUUCCUGACUGAGUUUGGGGGUUUCUCGUUCCAAGGACAGCAUUGGCAGGAGACACUGCUCAAGUGUCCUUUGCUUGGAGGGGCUUGGGACAGAGCCCUUGUUCCCUGAGGAAAGCACUAGGUGUCAUGUCCAAAAAUUAAAAAAAAAAAAAAAAAAAAAAAGAAACAGGAAAGAAGGGAAAAUUUGCAUUACUGUGGCUGAGAUCCACAGCCUUGGGGUUGUCCCAGCCCUCCAGCACAGCCUGGGCCAUUCCCUGUGGAGUGAGUGAGAACUCCCUCCACAUCCUGAGCAAACUGGCAUCUCAAGCACAUGUCAGAUUUGGCAAUAAGCUCUCUGGGAAGCUUGGCCCCUAAACAGAUCCAGGCUGAUAAUGCUAAGCAAUCAAACCAACAAAGAAAGUGGUUUCUAAUCUGACUUGAAACCCUUAAAUUUGUAUUUGUUGUAAAUUCUUGCUGUGUUUUCCCUCAGUGAAGCAGACAGCCCCUGCAAGAUGCUUAGGAAUGGCACCUGUGUCUCUGCUGGGAGAUGCAGAAAAGUCCAGGGCAUUGCCAUCAGUGGAAAGCUGUUCUUUCCCCUCCCCUCUGUCCCUAUGUGGGAUGCUAUCUCUGAGAAAGCCUUUACCUUUCUCCAGAAGUGAUCCUGCUUCGUGGUCCUGUGCAGGGUGCAGCCUGCAGAACUCAUUUCAGAAUUGCCUUUCAGCAAAUGCAGGGGGCAAAUGACCCUGGGGACAACCCUGGGGUUGUUCCAGCCUGUGUUCCUCCCCAUGGGAAAUGAGGAUGAUUCUUCAGGUCAUACUGUCAGAAUUUGAGUCCCUGGGGAGGGGAGGCAGGACCAAGGGUCAGCAGAGGCUGUUGGGGCUGGGAUGUGCCUGCUGGGGUCCUGGGGCUGCUCACCUGCAGCAGGAGCAGAAAGGGUUUGGUGCCAGGGCUGUCCUGGGCCCUGUCCUUGCUGUGGCCACCUGGAAGAACAGAAAGUCCCAUGGUCAGAAUUCCCAAGGGAGCUGUGGCUUUGCAGAACCUUGUCCCAGUCCUUGCUGCUGCUGGUGCUCACUGAUCCACGCCCAUAUGUGAUGCAGGUCUGCCGCCUUUUAAUUUGCCAGAUUUGCUGGCAGAGGUGCAAAUGGAUAGAAACUGCAGGGACUUCCAAAUUGCCAAACACACAAAGGCAGGAACCAGCUCUGGUUACCCCUGAAUUAACAAUCAGUGUGCUGGGGCCUGUGUUUCAUUAGUGCUGGUGUGAUGCUCUUGGUAUGCACUCUACUUAAAGCUUAAUAAAGGCAUUUUAAUUGGACACUAACUGGAGCCUUGCAGUGGAAUAUACUGCACCACAUAAUGAAAAUGAAGUUAUGCUAAGUGUUAAGUAAGCUUUAAAAUGCAAAAGGAAAAUUUUCUUUUUUUUCUCCCUCAAAAUAGAUCCACAUAGAAUCUUGAGGAAAAAUUGGUGUGCUCUUGCAUCCCUCAGUCAUAGAGACUAUGCAACAGAGCUUAUCCCACCAAAACCUGCUACCUGAAUGGUGCUUGGGAGUAUCUUUCAUAGAAAAUAAAUUAAGAGAAUAAUUUGGAUUAACCGAGAGUUUAGUCAAAACACAGUAUUGUUUAAAAUAACAAGCUCCAAGUCAGCAUUUGGAGUUUGAUCACAGUUAAAAUCACUGUUCAGUGCUGUCUUUGUAUUGCACAAUGAUCACCUGUGGGAGAGAACAUGCUUUUAACAUCUAAAUAGUAGAAGACAGACCUAGUGAGACCAAGAGCAUAACAAAUACAUAAUGCAACUGUAAAUUUAUUUACAAGUAACACGUUUGAAUGCAGAAGCAGCUACUCCUAUGUAAGUGUAAUGAACUUACAGCUAAUAUUGUUUCCAGUUUCUUUUCCUCCAAAGCUUAAUCCUUUUGCCUUGUAAUAUGUAUAUUUGAUUUUUUUAAAUGUAAUUAGGUUUAACAAAGCAUCAGUUGCUUUGUGAGUUGUACUUAUGAUUGUGCUGGGCAGUUAGCUUUAAGCAGUUUGUGUGCUUGUGUUAUUUUAUUAAAGCAAAAGUCUUCUUGAGACAAAUGCAGUAAAAGAAAAAAUAAUAUUUUUGGUAGUGUUAAGCAGAUGUGUGGUAUGCAUUUGGAAAAUGUCCAAUGUCAAUUUAAAAAAAACAAAACCAACAACAAACAGGCUAAAUUGCUUCCCAGAACUGCUUGUGUUUAAAGCAGUGGCUUACUCACUCAUGUCUAAAUAAGAAACUUGGAUUCCCCCAAACAGCCUCUUACUCUGCAUCUCCUCCCCGUUGUACAAGACCAAUGUGAAAUGAGUCUUGUGUUUUCUAUGUUCAGCAUAGUAUGUACUGUAUCUGUAAUGGGAAGUGGCUACAAGUCCUCAAAGAAAAACGAACAUACUCUAAAACAGCAAUAAUUACCACUGUAAAGCAAAAGAGCACGUGGGGGAGAGCCCAGGGAGAUGGUUCAUGAAGGUGAUGCUGUUAGGAGCACACUGUGUGUGUGUUCCUAAGGGGUGCUGUUGCACCUGGGGAGCAGGAUGAAGUACAGGGGAAGGCCAUCAGUCUCUGGAGCUGGGUGUCACCUUGGCAGAGAACCUGCCCGUGUGGGGUCCCUAGAGGUGGGUCAUUGCCAGCCCUGAUGCACUGCAGGCUUUUCACUGCAGUUAGGGCUGAGUUACUGCAAAUUCCAUUCCUGGUGGGAGAGACAGACGUAAGGAAGAGCUGUCAGAGUCACACAGAGGAAGGUGAACACUUACUGCCACAGUUUUGUACCCCAGCACAUUCUGCUACUGCACUUCUGGGGCUCAGCAAUGGCAGAAAAGAGAAUCAUAUGCUCCCAUUUUCUGUGGAGGGAAGCAGGAGUCAGCUCUGUUGGAAAGCUGUUUGCUUACCAUCAAGGUAGCAAUGCAAACCAUCCCCAGGCGUGGCAGGUGUUAAGAUGGGUACAAGUUAUCCCUUGGUGUGCUUCAGGCUUUUGAGCUGCAGCCUCCCCAGCGUGGCCCACGCAGCCCCGGGAGCCAGGCAGCUCUCCAGGGCCAGCAGGGUGACCUCAGGCAGGGGCAGGCCGGGUGCUCUGCACAAGUGACUUGUAGGUACUUAAGUUCUGUUCCUGAUGGCCGCUGUAACUGUGAAAAUUAACCAGACCUGCUGUGAUAAAUUUGGUUAUAUAAGGUUUAUUUGGUUAAUUUUUUAUAAGUGAAAACUGAAAAGAUGAAAGAGAAUUGUAAUAUGAAAGCAACUGCUGUAAAUAAUGUACAAAUGAAUAAAAUCUAAAACUUAUGUCAGUUUUUUCCUAAA
Messenger RNA from Camarhynchus parvulus, 7556 nucleotides. It is a transcript of the gene ASPNAT, whose product is annotated as N-acetyltransferase 8 like. Lineage: Eukaryota; Metazoa; Chordata; Aves; Passeriformes; Thraupidae. The transcript has 3 exons. Gene Ontology annotation, cellular component: mitochondrial membrane. The record is from RefSeq and is a predicted model, not a curated record. Bases 1 to 867 code for a protein of 288 amino acids. Gene Ontology annotation, molecular function: L-aspartate N-acetyltransferase activity.